AGCAAGAUGGCGGCGCCCAGGAAAGCAGCGUGAAAGCGUUGCCGGGGGGAGCCCCGUCCGGACCAGGAUCCCUUCAGUUGCCGAAGUGCGCAGCCUGUCGCCAUGUCGCGACUUAUCGUCAAGAACCUGCCGAGCGGGAUGAAGGAAGAGCGGUUCCGGCAGCUUUUCUCAGCCUUUGGCACCCUGACGGACUGCAGCCUCAAAUUCACCAAGGAUGGCAAGUUUCGCAAGUUUGGCUUCAUCGGUUUCAAGUCUGCGGAGGAGGCGCAGAGUGCCCUGGACCACUUCCACAAGAGCUUCAUCGACACUUCUCGGGUCAUGGUGGAGUUCUGCAAGUCAUUUGGAGACCCAUCUAAGCCCCGAGCCUGGAGCAAACACUCCCAGAAAACCACCCAGCCAGGGAAACUCGAAGAAAGCCCAGUGGCCUCGGAAACUCAGAAGGACAAAAAGAAGAAAAAGGCAACGGGAGAACUGGAAAAACUGAAGAAAGAUGCUGAGUUUCAGGAAUUCCUGAUGGUUCAUCAGAAGCGAACACAGGUGGCCACUUGGGCAAAUGAUACCGUGGGAGUGGAACCAAAGAAAGGGAAGGCCAAGAGGGAUGAUGACUACCUGAACUUUGAUUCUGACUCGGGGCAAGAGAGUGAAGAAGAAAUAGAUGAUGAAGACUCUGAAAAGGAAAGCCCUGAGGCGAAGGCAGCAGAGCAGAAGGAACUUUCCGACAUGGACUACUUGAAAUCCAAGGUGGUGAGAGCGGAUUCCUCGGAGGAGGAGGAGAGUGAAGAUGAGAUGAUGGCAUGUGAAGAGGAGGAGCAGCUGACACCGGGCCCCAGAGGCUCUGAGCGCCCCAGGGAGAAGGGGGACGCCACGGCUGGGGGCACGAGACCCGCGGCAGCCAAGGGAGAGGUGAUGAAGCUAGCCACCCACCCCGAGCCCGCCACUGCUUAUACGGUAAAGCUGCGUGGAGCGCCGUUUAAUGUCACUGAGCAAAAUGUUAGAGAAUUUCUGGUGCCCCUCAAGCCUGUGGCCAUCCGCAUUGUGAGAAAUGCUCACGGAAACAAGACAGGUUACGUCUUUGUGGAUUUCAGCAGUGAAGGAGAUGUGGAGAAAGCCCUGCGACACAACAGGGAAUACAUGGGCGGCCGCUACAUUGAGGUAUUCAGGGAGCAGGGGAGCCGCGUGACCCCGAAGCGCCAGAAGGACAACAAGAAGGCCUGGCAGGGCCGACAGCUCAAGGAGGGCGAGGAGGAGGAGGAGCUGGCCGAGUCCGGGCGCCUUUUUGUGAGAAAUCUGCCAUACACCAGCACCGAGGAGGACCUCGAGGAGAUGUUUGCCAGGUUCGGUCCCCUGUCUGAAGUCCAUUAUCCCAUAGAUGGUCUGACCAAGAAACCGAAGGGCUUUGCUUUCAUCACGUACAUGUUUCCCGAACACGCUGUGAAGGCCUACGCGGAAGUGGACGGACAGGUCUUCCAGGGCCGGAUGCUCCACGUGUUACCCUCCACCAUUAAGAAGGAGACCAGCGAAGGCGCAGAUGCAACAUCAUCUUCCUACAAGAAGAAGAAGGCAUUGAAGGACAAAGCCAGCAGUUCCAGCUCUCACAAUUGGAAUACACUGUUUAUGGGGACGAAUGCCGUGGCUGAAGCUGUUGCACAGAAGUACAACGCCACAAAAAGUCAAGUGUUCGACCAUUUCCACGGUUCAUGCAGUCAAAGAAGGCUUCCCAGAGAAGAUGCUGUGCCCCAGGACGGGUGGGGCAGCGUGGGAAGCCAGGGGCAGCAAGUUCCUUCCCAGAUCUCUGCAGGGGCUGCUGAUAGGCAGAAAGUGAAAAGGCCUCAUCAGGAGCCUGCCACCCAUUCCUGGUGUUUGUACUUAAAACCACUGCUCCCGGCAUCUUCUCCAGCCCCAGCAGAUUGA
Vombatus ursinus (common wombat) is the source of this 1911-nucleotide messenger RNA. It is a transcript of the gene RBM19, whose product is annotated as RNA binding motif protein 19. Bases 103 to 1911 code for a protein of 602 amino acids. The transcript is spliced from 15 exons. The record is from RefSeq and is a predicted model, not a curated record. Lineage: Eukaryota; Metazoa; Chordata; Mammalia; Diprotodontia; Vombatidae. Gene Ontology annotation, molecular function: RNA binding.